AUGGCUGAACUCGAUCGCGCGCUGCGCCUUCAGCUGCUCGAAUUCGCAUCGGGACCCGACAUGAUACAUGGUGAGGCGCUGCGACACCUUGGGGGAGGUUCGAAACACUCCAUCUUAACGUUCUUCAACAAGAGCCUGCGCACUGGCAUCGUCCCACAGAGCUGGAGACACGGGGUUAUAAUCCCUCUCCUUAAGUCGGGUAAGAAAGCAGCGGAACUGGCGUCAUACAGACCAGUCGAGAGCACCAGUUGCCUCUGUAAACUAACGAAACGUAUUAUAACAGAACGCAUUCGUGAUAUUAUAGAGCCAAAGCUCACACGUCAGCAGUCCGGAUUCCGACCAUCCCACUCCACACUGGACCAACUAUUGCACCUUCGAGCGGUAAUGCGUCGACCGGCUCCUAAAGAUAAAAUGGCCGCAGUGUUUGUGGACUACGCCAAAGCCUUUGACACAGUAGACAAUGAUAAAAUCAUACUUGAAAUGCGACGGCUNAAGGACAGAACGGCCGCAGUGUUUGUGGACUACGCCAAAGCCUUUGACACAGUAGACAAUGAUAAAAUCAUACUUGAAAUGCGACGGCUUGGAAUACCGCAACAUAUAGUGCGAUGGUCAGCAUCCUUUCUGGGCAAUAGGACGGCAGUAGUUCGCGUAAACAAGGUGCACUCCUCGCCGGCGUCCUUCACGAGAGGUGUACCACAAGGCACGGUCCUUGGGCCACUCAUGUUUAUUAUUGUCAUGAAUUCUUUCAGCAUACAAUUUGCUUAA
Trypanosoma grayi is the source of this 765-nucleotide messenger RNA. RefSeq lists its product as hypothetical. The transcript has a single exon. The record is from RefSeq and is a predicted model, not a curated record. Lineage: Eukaryota; Euglenozoa; Kinetoplastea; Trypanosomatida; Trypanosomatidae. The coding region runs from base 1 to 765 and encodes 254 amino acids.